Messenger RNA from Vicia villosa (hairy vetch), 1733 nucleotides. Its product is annotated as scarecrow-like protein 32. Gene Ontology annotation, biological process: regulation of DNA-templated transcription. The record is from RefSeq and is a predicted model, not a curated record. The transcript has a single exon. Lineage: Eukaryota; Viridiplantae; Streptophyta; Magnoliopsida; Fabales; Fabaceae. Bases 126 to 1490 code for a protein of 454 amino acids. Gene Ontology annotation, molecular function: DNA-binding transcription factor activity; sequence-specific DNA binding. Gene Ontology annotation, cellular component: nucleus.
UCAUACCUAGCUUUCUAUCCUAUAUCAUGUCUCAAAAUAUAAUAGCUUUUCUUACAUAACAAAACCUAGUUAUUAUAUCUUUCACUUCUCAUUUCACUCAAAAACUUCAAGAAACCAACAAACACAUGCACGUCCACAUGAAAGCUGAGUUAAAAGCAACAUCCAUUUCCUUUCAAAACCCUUCACUCUUCACCACAAUCACUUCCCCUCCACCACUUCCUCAACCAGAAGCACUUAAAGGCUGUCUUGGAAGCCUAGAUGGAGCAUGCAUCGAAAAGCUCUUACUCCAUUGUGCAAGUGCUUUGGAAAGCAACGACAUAACCCUAGCUCAACAAGUCAUGUGGGUCCUAAACAACGUUGCUUCACCAUUAGGUGACACUAACCAAAGACUCACCUCAUGGUUUCUAAGAGCUUUAAUCUCUAGAGCUUCAAGAAUUUGUCCAACUUCAAUGAAUUUCAAAGGAAGUGACAUUAUUCAAAGACGGUUGAUGUCGGUCACCGAACUCGCCGGGUAUGUUGAUCUUAUUCCUUGGCAUAGGUUUGGAUUUUGUGCUUCAAACAAUGAAAUUUUCAAAGCUAUUAAGGGAUUCAAAAGGGUGCAUGUUUUAGAUUUUAGCAUAACUCCUUGUAUGCAAUGGCCUACUUUUAUAGAUUCUUUGGCUAAGUUACAAGAAGGCCCUCCUUCACUUAGAAUCACAGUUCCAUCUUUUAGGCCAAUGGUUCCACCUUUGGUUAAUAUAUCAAUACAUGAAGUUGGUCAACGUUUAGGUAAUUUUGCAAAGUUUAAGGAUGUCCCUUUUGAGUUUAAUGUUAUUGGAGAUAAUGUUCCGAAUUCGAUGGCAUCGGAAGAAUCGAGGAAUAUUGAAUCAACUAGCUUUAAUUUUGAAUCAAUGUUGAGUCUCUUGAAUCCUAGUAUGUUGAAUCUUAGGGAAGAUGAAGCUUUGGUUAUAAAUUGUCAAAAUUGGCUACGUUAUUUGUCGGACGAUCGAAAGGGUCAAAAUAUUUCGAUUCGAGACGUUUUUAUGAAUUUAGUUAAAGGACUUAACCCUCAAAUUGUGCUAUUGGUUGAUGAGGAUUGUGAUCUUAGUUCAUCAAGUUUAACAUCAAGAAUAACUGCUUCUUUUAACCAUUUAUGGAUACCCUUUGAUGCUUUGGACACUUUUUUGCCUAAAGAUAGUUGUCAAAGGACAGAAUUUGAAUCUGACAUAGGGCAGAAAAUUGAGAACAUUAUAAGCUUUGAAGGGCACCAAAGGAUAGAGAGAUUGGAGUCAGGGAUGCAAAUGUCACAAAGAAUGAAAAACGUUGGUUACUUUAGUGUUCCAUUUUGUGAUGAAACUGUUGUUGAAGUUAAGGGUUUGCUUGAUGAACAUGCUAGUGGAUGGGGAAUGAAAAGAGAAGAAAACAUGUUGGUUCUUACAUGGAAAGGAAAUAGUUGCGUGUUUGCGACUGCUUGGGUCCCUAGUGAAAUUAGGGAUCAUAUCGGUAUUUGAUACAUGCAUAUCUUAAAUCAUGAGUUUAGAUAUGCAGUCGCACAAUCACACACAUUCACACAGUCAGUAGUCUGAAUCAUCUAAUCUGAAUAACUUGUAUUUUAAUUUCAAUAGGUCUGAUCUAAAUUAGUCAAGUUUCUCAUGUCACAAUAGAAAAUUAUGAUGGUAGAAAAUUUGAAUCCCUUAGAAAGGCAAAAAGGAAGAAAGAAAUGUAUGUUGUCCUAUGUAUGAGAAAAUGAUGUC